UAUAUUUACUUGUUUUGACCUAGGCAAAUUAUGUCAUUAACCUCCCUGGCAGUAUUCCCGAGUGUAGCUUGGGGUAAAGUUUCAGUACCACAAGUGGUAACCCCGAGCUACACUCGGGCUUACCAUGCGGAGCUUCUCCGCGAUCCCUCGAUCACUUACCUUGUCCUGCGCUCCCGCGAUUGUCCCUCCUUCAGUGUCCCUGGCAAUGUAAUCCGGCGGAUGCCAGCAUCUGUCAUCUGGGUUCCGUCCCCUGCAAGCGUCGGACGCACAGGGGGACGGAACGGCGGGAAAUUUGAAAAUGACAAAAAGUGACAUUCACUAAAUACACUAAAAUCACAUAGUAUAACAUUACUGUAUCAAACCAUUUCACAUAUAU
This is a messenger RNA of Staurois parvus, 376 nucleotides long. The record is from the annotation of a GenBank genome assembly. NCBI's taxonomy places the organism in Eukaryota, Metazoa, Chordata, Amphibia, Anura, Ranidae.